Cyphomyrmex costatus is the source of this 1316-nucleotide messenger RNA. RefSeq names its product WD repeat-containing protein 89. NCBI's taxonomy places the organism in Eukaryota, Metazoa, Arthropoda, Insecta, Hymenoptera, Formicidae. The transcript has 7 exons. The record is from RefSeq and is a predicted model, not a curated record. Gene Ontology annotation, molecular function: protein binding. Bases 50 to 1252 code for a protein of 400 amino acids.
UCUGUGUUCUCUAUUAAUUGAAUUAGGUCUAAUCUGGAAUACGAAGAAUAUGUCGAAAAUAGUUGAGUCUUUGAAAAAAUUGAAUGUCGAGAACAACACGGAGUUAGUCCGACAAGACAACGACGGAGUCAAUAAGAAGGUCGAAUUGACGCUGUCAUUGGAAGAAAGAGUGUCACUCGAUCAGAGCGAGUACAUUCUAUCCGUCUGUGGAACCCAAAGUGAGCCAGAAUUUAGGAUUGGAGCAGCAUUGUCAGAUCAUUCUUGCAUAAUAUAUUCUAUUGGUGAAUCUUUGAAUCGAAUAAUUACACUAGAUCAUAAUCAAGCACCCAUCGUGGGAAUUAAAUUCAAUCCUACUUCUAAAAAUUUAAUAUAUGUCGCAUCUAAUGAUGGACUAAUUACAGCAUGUGAUUUGCGUGCUAAAGGAAAAAUUGUGGCAGAAUUUAAAGAUAAUACAGAAAAUGGCAAAACAAAACCUUUGGCUAGCUUUGACCUUAGUUGCGAUGAAAGACUCAUAGCUGGUGGGACAGAGCACACGGGUGGAGAUGCGUUUAUUCUGUUUUGGGACAUAAGGCAAAGUAGUUCAAAAGGAAAUAAAAACAGUCUUCUUGGUGGAUAUUGGGAAUCACAUAUGGAUGACAUAACUUGUCUGACCUUUCAUCCUGUCAAGCAGAAUGUUUUGGCAUCGGGUAGUACCGAUGGUUUAAUGAAUAUAUUUGACCUGACACAAUCCUCAGAAGAUUUGGCUUUAACUUAUUCGUUAAAUACUGAAUCAUCAGUGGACAGGCUGGGUUGGUUAACUGAUGAUUCUCUAUGGUGCACAACACAUACACAAAUAUUACAGUUAUGGGAAUGUGAAGGUGCUAGUGCAUAUGCAACAUUUACACGUAGUGAUUUAGCCGUGUCACAGAAUGAUGAUCCCGAUAAUUGUUACUUGGUAAGAUUCCAUGCCACUGAUGCAUUUGGACAACCAUUCCUAUUGACGGGUUCCAGCACAGUUAAAGGGGAAAAUCUAAGAUGCUUAAAUAUCAAGAAAAAUCGUUUGGAAAUGUAUUACGAAAUUGUAGGGAACAAACAAAUAGUACGGGACAGCUGGAUGCAUGAGAAGAGUGGAAGCUUGGUGACAGUUGGCGAGAAAGGCACUAUCAAUGUUUGGCGGCAAACAGAAUCGUCGAUACAGAAAAAUUCAAAUCAUGAGUUAUUAACCAAAAUUGGAACUAACCGUGACCGGCAUCACAGAACUAAACCUUAUUAAGAUAAGCAUUUAGGAAAAAGAAUUGUUAAUAUGGAAAAGUGUUUUAUCAUAAAGUAAUCGUAUC